Molecule: messenger RNA, 4815 nt
Organism: Protopterus annectens (West African lungfish)
Lineage: Eukaryota; Metazoa; Chordata; Ceratodontiformes; Protopteridae
Product: suppressor of tumorigenicity 14 protein homolog
Exons: 19
Coding region: 543-3083 (846 amino acids)
Biological process (GO): proteolysis; acrosome reaction; complement activation
Cellular component (GO): extracellular region
Molecular function (GO): protein binding; serine-type endopeptidase activity
Source: RefSeq, a predicted model, not a curated record
GAGCUGGUGUGAUGUUGUCAUCGAUACUGAGGGUGUUAAUGUAGACAUACUAUGCAGGACUGAGCAGUGUUGUACCUUUAAGGCUGGAAUCUUUGAAACUUGUUAGACCACACCUGAACAAGUUUUGCAAGCACAGAAUAAGUGAGUGGAGCAGAAGGAAGAGAAAGAACAGCAACUCCUCUUCGGGCAGCAGAAUACAUUUUACCUGGAUUCUAUUAGCAGUCACCUUAACUCCAAACAGAUGUUAAGAGAUGAUCACUUCAUUGUAGAUAUUUUUUUCUUUUAGUGCUUUUUCACUUUGGAUAUAUUCUGUUAUCACUGCAGUUUAGACUUUGUGGUUUUGGAGAGUAAAAAAGCUAUCAAGAAAAGAGGAUGAUAUUUUAGAACAUACGCAACUGGAAUUUUUGGUUUGGUUCUUCUAGAAUUGAAGCAGAGGGAAAUAAACAUUACCUGUUUUUCAAUUGCCUCAGUGGAAAGGUACAGUUCAUAUUAUUAGAACCUGAAAGGAAAUAAACUAAGGAAGAGGGAAAAGAAGAAAAUCUAUGGGAUCAACUGUAAAAUACGAAGCUGGGAAUGGCCAUCAUGAAGGUGUUUCCUUCCUGAAUUCAAGCCCGUCAAGCAAACGUCGUGGUAAGAGGAAGGUGGUAAUUAUUGUGAUCGUCCUCCUCCUCUUCCUCAUCCUUACUGCCCUGGGAGGCAUCCUAGCCUGGCUUUUCUUGUUUAAAAGCAAGUCCAAUUCUACACAAGCCGUCCGUAAUGCAGCAGCACCAUCUGUACGGGCAUUCAGUGGCAGCUGUACAAUUUCCAGCUUGGAUUACUCUGCUGACUAUGAGAACUCUAGAUCAGACCAGUUUUAUUUGAUAGCAAAUGCAGUAACAAGAAUGAUCAACUCAACCAUUUCUGCAGAUUCCACAAUAGCACCAUUUUUUACCCAGCUUGCUGUCAAUGCAUUCAGUGAAGGGAGUGUGAUCGCCUACUUCUGGAUGCGGUUCGAUGUUUCAGAAUCGAACUCUGCUGUACUACCUUCACUUUCAAAGAGCUAUGUCCUCUCACUCCUACAGAAGUCCACAAGGAAGCCAAAGCAGACAGGUGUCUCAGAAGAUUUACGGAUCACCACUGUGGCACUCUCUCCUGCAGAUCCCAGACUGCUCCGAUUUCCCAAAGAUGAAAACUGUAUGUUUGACCUCACUGCAGACCCUAGUGGUAAAAAGGUGAAUUUCACAUCCCCUGGCUUUUCCAAAGGAGCUUAUGCACGUAACGAGCAGUGCCAGUAUAUUCUGCGUGCUCAGAAGGGCUAUGUGAUCUACCUCAACUUUCCCAUCUUCCACAUUGAAGACAACUGCACAGGAGAGUUUGUAACCAUUUUUGACUCCCUUAGUGCUAGUGAUGAUGAUCUCAUUACAAUGAAAUGUGGAAACCGACCACCAAGCAAUCCACUGACAGUACUGUCCUCCGGACAUGUGGCAAUGGUUUCAUUCAUCAAUGAUGGUACUUCAGUUUACCCAGGAUUCUCUGCAGAAUUUCAUCAGGUUCUGAAAAUGAAAGAGUGCAAACUAGUUCUACCAGGAUCAGAAGGAAACUUUACUUCUCCCUACUAUCCAGCCUUUUACCCACCAAACAUCGACUGUGUAUGGACCAUUCAGGCUCCUCCUGGCAUGAGGAUCCGUAUCACUUUCAACAUGUUCCGUUUGCUGGAACCAGAUGUUAAAGAUGAUUGCUUGAAAGACUAUGUUGAAUUAUUUGGUCAAAGAUACUGUGGUGAGAAGCUUCCCUUCACUGUGACAUCAGAUGGGCCAACAGCUGUAGUGAACUUCCACUCCGAUGAAUCUCAGACCGACAAAGGCUUUGAGGCAGAAUAUAGUAUUUAUGACCCAAGGAAACCUUGUACUGAUGGGCAGUUCGCCUGUGCUUCUGGUCGUUGCAUUCCUCCCGAUCUUAAGUGUGACGGAUGGAAUGACUGUGAAGACCUUGAUGAUGAACAGAACUGUGUGUGUGCUGCUGACCAAUUCCGCUGUGAUAACAACCUGUGUAAAUCCUUGCUGUGGAAGUGUGACCACGUGAAUGACUGUGGAGACUACAGUGAUGAAAAGGGCUGUCAAUGUGAAGCAAAACAAUGGGAAUGCAACAGCGGCCAGUGCAUACCUACAGAAAAAUACUGUAAUGGUGUAAAUGACUGUGCAGACAGCAGCGAUGAACUUUCCUGCAAUUCUACCACUGUUCCUUGUACAAAUGCUGCAUAUGUCUGUGAAAACAACAAAUGCAUCAGUAAAGUAAAUGCAGAAUGCGAUGGUGUCACUGAUUGUGAAGACAACUCUGAUGAACGUUAUUGUAGUUGUGGAAACCGACCUUACAAACACAAUCGGAUUGUAGGUGGCACAGAUGCAGAUGUUGGUGAAUGGCCAUGGCAGGUCAGUCUACAUUACCAAGGGGAAGGACAUCUAUGUGGAGCAUCCAUCAUAUCAGAUCGCUGGCUAGUGUGUGCAUCCCAUUGCUUCCAGCCGACAGACAGAGUUGACUACAGUAGGCCUGACAAGUGGACAGCUUAUGUUGGGUUACGAGUCCAGGGAGACACAUCAACAGCCCAAAUUAGGAAGAUCAGCAAGGUGAUCACACACGAAUACUACAAUGGUGAUACCUUUGACUAUGAUGCUGCAGUACUUGAACUGAGCUCUCCUCUGACAUUCAGCAACACUAUCCAGCCCAUCUGUCUACCAGCAACUAGUCACAUCUUCCAGGCGGGCAAAUCAUGUUACGUAACAGGCUGGGGCACUUUGACUGAAAGAGGGCAACUUGCGCAAGUUCUUCAGAAAGCAGAGGUGAAGAUAAUUAAUGAUACUGUGUGCAACAGUGCAACAUCUGGCCAAGUGACUCCUCGAAUGAUGUGUAGUGGAUACCUCACCGGAGGUGUGGAUGCAUGCCAGGGUGACUCUGGUGGCCCUUUGUCAUGCAUGGAGGACAGUGGUAAAUGGUUUCUAUGUGGAAUCGUCAGCUGGGGUGAAGGCUGCGCUCGAAGGAAUAAACCUGGAAUUUAUACACGGGUACCUGUAAUACGAAAGUGGAUCAAGGAAAAAACUAGGAUUUAACUAAAUCCAAAGACUUGAGGACUGAAAAUGAUAUGCCAGCACUGAAACUGCAGAGAUAAAAGAGAAGACUACACAGCUGUAUAAAAUAUCAGGGUUGUAAAAACACUAGCAUUUAUGGCUUAGAACUCUGGGUGGGGUGUGAGGGGGACUCGCAUAAUGUUAUACCAGCUCUGCCCUGAUUCAAUAACGUGCCUUUUGACAAUAAACAACUUAAAAUGGGACAUCCAUGCUCUUUGCACUAGUUUACUAAAAGGUCCAUAAAUGGUUCUGAGAGCAGAAAUGUAUAAUUUAGACGUGUGUUGAUGACAGGCAUGUGAUUUCUUAAAUAAAGAAAAAAACAUUAAGUCUAACUAUCUAUAAAGUUAUUUUUUAAAUGCAGGUUUGAAUAAUUCAGAAGUCAGAGUUUAUUAUUGCUUUUAAAGUACAUAGUAGAUUUGCAUUUUUUUUUUGUUUGUUUUUAUUUAUUGUGGUUCAGUCCCUGGAAGCAUCCUAAUGUACAAAGUACUACCUGUUAAAAAGAUAAACUGCCAGUCUGCAUUUUAACAUUAAAUAACAUUCUCAUAAAUGAAUAGGGUAGUACCAUGUUUGUCAUUCAGAGUUUUAAUUUUUGGAGAACACAAAUUUUGCAUCAUUAUUCGCAUAUGUUUGUGAAGCAUAAAUGCAGUCAUGGCAGUUUGUUCAUUAAGACCUGUAGAACUCAGCUGUUAAAGUUGGAAGAAGUAAGUAGCACUUUUAGCACUACUAGAAACAUCUGUAUACCAGAGCACAUACAUAGGCUACUUACUUUUUAACCAGUAUGAAAUGUCUUAUCUGUGUCCUUUUUAUGUAUUUUUCACAGUACAACACAUUAGAAGACAUGUAUAAAACAUGCCAAGUAAGUGUAGUGAUUCAGUGUAAAACAUUUUAUUAGUAUACCUCAGCAUGUGAGAGUGGAGAUAAUCAUGUAACAAUAUUUUUAUUGGUUUGUUGGUCAAGUUGCUGUUUAGCAAUAACUGAGCCCAAAUAAGCAAAUUAGCACUCACUGCAAGUUUUUGCAACUUACCCUGUGGGGGAUGUUACAGAGGGCAAAGCUUAAUAUGUUGGAGAGGUAUGGCUGGCUUUGACACCUCCACAAAAAAGUAAAUAAAAAAAUUUGCAAGUUCGUUUGAUUUUGCAGAGAACAUGCCAUCUGCAGUUGCACAUGCCUACAUCAUGCACACACAUACUCUUAUUUGCCACUCAGUGACUUAGCUUUGAUCCCACUCACCCUCAGACUUUAAGCCCAUUCCUUUUGUAUAUUGCAAGAAUAUAUUUGCAGCUAAGCACUGUUAAAAUUCACCUUAAACAUUUCCUUGAUCAGAAAUGCAGUACCGCUGCAGAGGUUCAGUGGGUUUCCCCUUUAGCAAUUUAUUCUGCUCCAAAAAUGAAAUGGAAAACUUAGCAUGAUAGCAGUUGUAAAAUGCAUUCUGUGGGAUAUUACAAGCAUCACACUUCCAUGUCUAUGCACAGUAUACAACUACUCCACACAUGACAGUUGAGCAAUAAAAACAUGAAUUUGUAUAUGUGUGCAUUUAUGUGUAUGUUUUGGUUGAGAAUUGUAUGAAACUGAAAACAUAAACCUUAACCAUUGGAAAACUCAUGCUAUAUUAGAAAACUCUGUCAAGGAAUUGAUCACUUCAAUAGAUGUACAAUUACUCAUACAUUUAUGGUACUGAAUCUUUUUGUAUACUAAAUAAAAGAAAUAUUUUCAGUC